Molecule: messenger RNA, 4110 nt
Organism: Neohortaea acidophila
Lineage: Eukaryota; Fungi; Ascomycota; Dothideomycetes; Mycosphaerellales; Teratosphaeriaceae
Exons: 3
Coding region: 1-4110 (1369 amino acids)
Biological process (GO): mRNA catabolic process
Cellular component (GO): P-body; exosome (RNase complex)
Molecular function (GO): 3'-5'-RNA exonuclease activity; RNA binding
Source: RefSeq, a predicted model, not a curated record
AUGGAUCCCAACGCUCCCCAGCAAAAUGGCUCCGCACAAGGCCCGAACGGGCGUCGUCUACACAUUGCCCACCGUCGCAGCCCGUCAGAGAUGACGCCGUUGAUGAUGGAGCAACUUGCACUCGCCCAACAGAUUGAAAUGCUCCAGCAGCAACAGCAGCAGAUUGCUGCCACCCACCAACAAUACGUCAACAUGGGCAUGAUCCCCCAGCAACAGCAACUCCCCACCCAGUACCAACAACUGCAAGGUCAAAUGCAGAACCUCAACAUCUCUCCCAAUCCCAAUCAAUAUCACUUUCCCCAGCAGAUGCCCCAACAGCCCAUGGGCAUUCCCAUGACGGGUGGUAUGGGCGGCAUGGGUCAAGCACAUCGCCGCAACCAAUCCGCCCUACCCAACAUGAGCAUGGGUCCCCCACCAGCCCCUUCCGCCGGCACCUCGGGCUUCAAUGACUUCACUGCGCAGGGUCAGAACAGAAAUGAGAACAAUGCCCCACGCGGCGGCGCUGGUGGCCGUGGUGGUGGUGCAGCAGGAGGUGGACAUGCUCGCAGACACUCCCUUGCAUUGCCCGAAGCCAAGAAGGCCGCAGAGCUUGCAGAGGCGAAGAGAAAGACUAGUGGCUUUCAGUUCCCCAUUCCGAGCGCUGGCGGGGCUUCUUCGUCCACCACCAAUGCUUCCACCAGCCCAGGUCAGACCCAGGCCGACACCGCUCAAACCACCGGCACUGGAGCCCGUGGUGGACUGUCGGGUCGGGGCCAUGGACGGAGCCAAAGCAUGGCAGUUGGAAACGGCCGCGGCAUGGGCACCAGCACUCGUGGUGGGCCUGCUGGUUUCCAAUUUCCCCCACCUCAAGCCACGGCCGACGGAGGAGCUAACACCUCCGACCUCAACCGUCGCGGCAGUUCUGGUCAUGGACGUACGCAGUCUCGUAACUUCGAGGGCAACUGGCGUCAACCACAGAACAACAAUCAGACCAACGACCCCCAAGCUCAGAACAUGGGCAGCUUCCAGCUUAAUCAAGCUGCCGCGGCCCCGUCUUUCCAGUCUGGUCACCGCAACCGUGGUUCCAUGAGCUCGCAGUCAAUCAGCUCCAUCCAGGGCUUUCCACAGUUCCAGCAGCCGCAGUUGAUGCAGCUCCCCCAAGGGCAGAUCCUCAUGCAGCAGCCCAACAUCUACGGUGGGCAGCAACUCAAUGCACUGCAACUGGCGCAGCUCCAGGCCUAUCAAUCUGCGGGCUUGCAGCCUCCAAGCCUUGCCCAGCUCACAGGCCAACACAACGCACCCAUGGGCAUGCAGCAGCAACAGCAGCAGCGCAAGACCCUUUUCACUCCAUACCUUCCCCAGGCCACCCUUCCCGCCUUGCUCGCUGAUGGCCAGCUUGUCGCUGGUGUGCUCCGCGUCAACAAGAAGAACCGCAGCGACGCCUACGUUACUACCACCGAUCUCGAUGCCGACAUCUUCAUUUGCGGCAGCAAGGAUCGCAAUCGUGCUCUCGAGGGAGACCUUGUCGCGGUCGAGCUGCUAGACGUUGAUGAGGUAUGGGGCCAGAAGCGUGAGAAGGAGGAGAAGAAGAAGCGCAAGGACAUCGGGGACGCACGCGGAGGCAGUGUCACUGCUGUCAACGACGCCACCACCGCACCCGAAAGUGCAUCCGCUGCUCAAGAAGGCGGCCUCCGCCGACGUGGCAGCUUGAAGCAGCGACCCACACAAAAGAAGAACGAUGACGUCGAAGUCGAAGGGCAGAGCUUGCUGCUCAUGGAGGAGGAUGAGAUCAACGACGAGCAGAAGCCUCUCUACGCCGGUCACAUUGUUGCGGUCAUCGAACGCGUUGCUGGCCAGAUGUUCUCCGGUACCCUCGGCCUGCUUCGCCCAAGCAGCCAAGCGACCAAGGAGAAGCAAGAAGCCGAACGUCAAGCUCGCGAGGGCAGCGGUAAUGCCGGCCGCCAACAGGACCGCCAGCAAGAACGCCCCAAGAUUGUGUGGUUCAAGCCGACGGACAAGCGAGUCCCACUCAUCGCCAUUCCCACGGAACAGGCACCAAAGGACUUUGUCGAGCGUCAUCAGGAUUAUGCGAACAAGAUCUUUGUCGCGUGUAUCAAGCGUUGGCCCAUCACUUCGCUGCAUCCCUUUGGCACGCUGGUGGAGCAGCUGGGCGAUGCCGGCGACCUUAAGGUGGAAACCGAUGCACUGCUCCGCGACAACAACUUCGGCCCCGACGACUUCUCCGACGCUGUGAUCAAGAAUGUCGGGUACGAGGAAUGGUCCGUUGCGAAUGAUGGAGAGGCUGCUCUUCAAGUUCGCCGAGACUUCCGCGACGAAAAGACAUUUACCAUCGACCCCAACGGCUCCAAGGAACUCGACGAUGCCCUCCACUUCCGCGAUCUCGGGGAUGGCCAAGUUGAGAUUGGCGUGCACGUCGCUGAUGUGGCGCACUUUGUCAAGGCGAACAGCCUCGUGGACCGCGAGGCGAAGAAGCGAGGCACUGCGGUGUAUCUGAUGAAUAGGACCGUCAACAUGCUGCCGCCCAGGCUGUCGCAAGAUGUCUGCUGCCUCAACCCGGGUGAGGAGCGCUACACCAUCUCUGUUAUCUUCAAGGUCAAUGCCGCUUCUGGUCGCGUCAUUGACGACGAGACCUGGAUCGGCAAGGGCAUCAUCAAGAGCUCCGGGAAGUUGACGUACGAUGAGGUCGAUGCUGUUAUCAACGGCACUUCUUCCGCAUCGGCCGAAGUGGGCGAGGAGCGUGCGGAGCAGAUCCUCACCCUCUACUCCAUCACCAACAAGUUCCGCCAGGCGAGAUAUGGUGGCGAUACGGUCGCCGACAUCCCACCAUUGCGUCUCAUGUAUCAGCUCGAUGAUGAGAAUGUCCCUGUGGAGCACAACAUUUUCGACUCCAGCCCGGCGCACGAGAUGAUCGAGGAGCUGUCCAACAAGACCAAUGUCGUCGUGGCGGAGAAGAUCUUCGAAGCCAUGCCCGACCGAGCUUUCUUGAGGAAGCAGGCAAGUCCAAACCCUCGCCGCCUGGCCACCUUUGCCGAAAGGAUGAACAACAUUGGCUACGAGAUGGACAUUUCCUCCUCCGCGGCCCUGCAGAACAGCCUCUUCCGCAUUGAAGACGACGAUAUCCGCAAGGGCAUGGAGACUCUGGUCAUCAAAUCCAUGGGGCGUGCGAAGUACGUCAUCCCGGCGAAGGCGACCGACAACUUUUUCAGCCAUUACGCUUUGAAUCUGCCGCUGUACACGCACUUCACCAACCCCAGCCGUCGGUACGCCGACAUUGUCGUCCACCGCCAGCUGGAAGCCGUGUUGUCUGGCAACAUUGCAGAGUUCAACGAGGACAUUGAAUCGCUCGCAAAGACGGCCGAAAGCAGCAACACGAAGAAGGACUCGGCCCACGCUGCGCAAGAGCAAAGCGUGCACAUCGAGUCCUGCCGCCGCAUGUCUCGCCUGUCGGAACAGCAAGGCGGUGACCUCAUCUCCAUUGGUAUUGUGGUCUGCGUGUACGAAUCGGCUUUCGACGUGCUCAUCCCGGAAUAUGGUUUCGAGAAGCGCGUCCAUUGCGAUCAGCUGCCGCUCAAGAAGGCCGAAUUCGACAAGAACAAGAGGCUGCUCGAGCUGUACUGGGAGAAGGGUGUGCCGUCUUCCAUGUUCGUGCCGGAGGAUGAGCGUGCCGCUGCGCAAAAGGGAAGACGCGGUGCGGCUAACAGCGGCUUCUCACGUGCCAACCAAGGUUCUGAGAGCAAGUCGAUGAACACUGGCUCGAUCGACACCAACGACGUUGAUGCCCUCUUCGACGAUGACGAUGACAACGCUUCGGAAACGGGCGUUGCACUCAACGGCGACCGCGGAACGCAAUCCGGCCCAUCGUCGCCCGCCCGCAACGGCACUGGACCGCAGCGCAGCAAAUCGGACUCGAAGCUGUUGAACGCUGGUGCGCCGGAGAGCAAGAUCAGCAACAAGGACAAAUAUCUCGGCUUGUUUGCCUUGCGCGAGCAGGGCGGCAACUACAUCCAAGAUGUCAAGGAGAUGACGCGCGUGCCGGUGUUGUUGAAGACGGAUUUGACGAAGAGUCCGCCGUGCUUGACUAUCCGCUCUCUGAACCCGUACGCUCUAUAA